AAGACGCUCUAUGAACUUGCAACACUCGGACUGAGAGAGAGAAGGAAAGAAAGAAGGAAAGAAAGAGUCUCUUCAUGCGUCAAAUCCUGUUAUUCGCGUUGAUGGUUGCCACUCUCUUCCCUUUGGGAGAAGGCUUGAAAUGCUACACCUGCGUUUUUCCAGCUAUCUCCCCAAUCGACUGUAUCAAAUACCCCAGAACCUGUCCUUCUGGAAAUCGCUGUCUGUCCAGUGCUGCUAUCGGCAGGAAAGGUGGAUUACAGAUAGUGCUCUAUGAGAAGAGCUGUGUAUUGCCCACUCUGUGUGGCCUGACAGGAGAGAAGUUUGCCAUGGGAAUCAACUUCACCUUCACAAACACCUGCUGUGAUACUGACCUGUGCAACAGUGCCCCCGUAUGGAGACAGAAGAGUAGCGCACCCUGCCUGGCACUGCUCAGCCUGAUAAUCACAGCAGUGAUUACUUACUUUUGAGUUGCUUUUAACAAGUAUAUAUAAUCCAUGUGUAAAUACACCAGAUUCACAAGUUCUGAUGAUAACAUGUAGAUUCACAAGGUAGAAUAUAACCAGAACUGUAUCCAAACGACUAUGACCUAACUAAUACAUGCUAGUAUUAAGUUUAAUAUACAUGAUUGUGUUACAUAAUAAUAAUAAUAAUAAUAAUAAUAAUAAUAAUAAAGAUUUAAUGUGUAAUGGUCCUUGUUUUAAUGGAUACACUGGACUGAUAUGUAUUUCAAUCUAACUUUUUUGUUUCUUUUUCUUUAGAUUAAAUACAUCUGGUAUUAAAUGUUGUUUAAACGUGUUUUGU
This is a messenger RNA of Acipenser ruthenus (sterlet), 801 nucleotides long. Its product is annotated as protein Bouncer-like. The transcript has 3 exons. The record is from RefSeq and is a predicted model, not a curated record. NCBI's taxonomy places the organism in Eukaryota, Metazoa, Chordata, Actinopteri, Acipenseriformes, Acipenseridae. The coding region runs from base 75 to 467 and encodes 130 amino acids.